Anopheles coustani is the source of this 1380-nucleotide messenger RNA. RefSeq names its product protein phosphatase methylesterase 1. Bases 80 to 1279 code for a protein of 399 amino acids. Gene Ontology annotation, molecular function: protein methylesterase activity. Gene Ontology annotation, biological process: protein demethylation. Lineage: Eukaryota; Metazoa; Arthropoda; Insecta; Diptera; Culicidae. The transcript has 5 exons. The record is from RefSeq and is a predicted model, not a curated record.
AUAGCGGUCGAUGAUUAAAAUUUUCGUUACUACAAGUAUAAAUAGUUCUGUUGGGAAGUGAAUUUCACUCUACAAUUGCAUGUCCAAUCUGCAACGUGUUAUGAUGAAAUCAAGACUGCCACCAAUGUGUCCGAACCCGCGGUUCCCGAAGCCUAAUGACCGUGGGUUUCGCCGUCAGACAGAUUACAAUCCGCUAAUGUGGGAUGAAUUUUUCGCCGAGAAGAAAGAUGUCGAAACAAAACAGGGAAAAUUCAGAGUUUAUCUCACCAGUCCCUCCGAACCCGGUGCACCGCUGCUAGUACUUCUUCAUGGCGGAGGGUUUUCUGCUCUGUCCUGGGCCCAUUUCAGCAGCGAGAUAACUAAGUUGAUCCACUGUCAGUGCUUGGCAUUUGAUAUUCGCGGGCAUGGUGAUACAUAUACCGAGGAAGAGGACGACCUUUCGGCAGAGCGUCUUGCAACGGAUGUUGGCGAUGUAAUCCAGGCGAUGUACGACGGAUCGGCACCCCCAAUCAUACUGAUGGGACACUCGAUGGGUGGUGCGAUCUGUGUCCAUGCGGCAAACAUGUAUGUCAUCCCCUCCCUUCUCGGUGUGGUUGUGAUUGACGUCGUCGAGGGAACGGCACUGGAAGCUCUGGCCAGUAUGCAAAGUUUCCUACGAUCCCGGCCGACCACUUUCAAAAGCAUCCAGCAUGCCAUUGAAUGGUGUGUCCGCAGUGGCCAGGUUCGAAAUGUAGAAUCCGCACGCGUCUCCAUGCCAGGACAGAUCAUAAACAUCGAAACGAAACAAUUGGCUACCAACGAAUUACCCUUGAAGCCAGAACCUUCCUCCGAGGAAAAAGUGGAAUUCAAACACCCAAACGCGAUAGCGGAAGAUGCCGAAUCAAGCUGUUCGCCCGCGACCGAAGUUCCCCCUAGUGAUCUCCCCUCACCAUCCAACUCUCCUUCGAGCCUCAAUCUACGAAAGUACGGCUGGCGCAUCGAUCUGUCCAAGUCAGAAAAGUAUUGGGAGGGUUGGUUUUCCGGAUUGAGUCAGAAGUUCCUUGAUGUCCCGGUACCGAAGUUGCUCCUACUGGCGGGUAUUGACAAUCUCGAUCGGGCGCUUACGGUCGGCCAGAUGCAGGGUAAGUUUCAGCUACAGGUCCUCGCUCGCUGUGGCCACGCGGUUCACGAGGAUCGGCCCCAUGAGGUGGCAGAAGUUUUAGCAACUUACUUGAUAAGAAACAAAUUCGCGCAACCGACUGGCGAUGGGCUUUUACUGAAGCAUAUGCCUGCGUGUUAGGAUCGGGAACGGAAAAGGUGUACUUAGUGUACUUUGCGCUUUAUGAGGAAAAUAAAAUGUCUAUUUAUUAUUUUCACACUAUCAGUGAAUUUUUCAAAGUG